AUGAAUGAUGGCAAUCAGAUCCGCCUCCAGGAAUCUAGACCUCCGGGUAUUCACGAGCCAGACUCCUCAGAUGCGCAACAAAGAGCGAUGGACCUCGAGCAGAUCGACUCGAGACAAGUCGAAUCUAGCAAGACGAAAUUAUCUGUGCUCAUAGGAUCUGGAAUAAUCCAACUACCUAUAUGGGGCUUUGCUAUGAGCUACGGUAUCUUUCAGGAAUACUACUCGGAAAACUGGACAUUCGAAGGCGACCGCCGCAUUACCGGUAUCAUUGGCACAACCGCGAAUGGCGUCAUGUACCUAUCCAUGCCAUUUCUUUUCGCACUCUUCACAAGACGCUGGGCUCGCUGGCGUCAAACUGCCGCUCUAACCGGGACAGUAAUCGCAUGCAUUAGCUUCUUUCUUUCCGCCUACAGCACGGCCGUCUGGCACCUGUUUGCUACGCAGGGGAUCCUAUCCGCGCUUGGAUGCGCCUUGAUCUACAGCCCGACAACCCUCUCUCUCGGCGAAUGGUACACAACCAGCAAUCGUGCUUUGGCAUAUGGGAUCGUUCUUUCUUGCAAGAACAUCGUCGGUACAAGCUGUCCCUUCAUGCUUCGAGCAUUAAUUGAUGCAUAUGGCUACAAAACUACGCUGAAAGUAUGGACCGCUAUCGUCGGGGGUUCAAGCAUUAUCGCCAUAUUCAUGAUACCAAUCCAUCCUUCCAAAUUGACGAUUCACCAGACUCGAGCACGGCAAAUCCCGUGGCAUUUCCUCAGACACCGAUCGAUCUACUUCUACAGCAUCGCAAUUAUCUUCCAAAGUUCUGGCUAUGGUAUCCCGCAGACUUAUCUGAGCACUUACGCCCGAGAUAUCGCCCUGUUAUCCCAAACAUCGGGCACUUUGAUGUUAGCCCUAUUCAAUGCGCCUGGUAUAAUUGCCUCGGCUUUCUUCGGGUGGCUGAGCGACAACAAGAAAUUCCCUCUGUCUGCGCAGGCAGUCUCUGCAAUCCCACCAAUCUGCAGCGCUCUCUCGGCUUUCCUUUUUUGGGGCUUGACAUCGGAGGGCGCACUUGGCCUGCUUAUAGUCUUCUCCAUGACGUUUGGAUUCUUCUCCGGUGGUUACAGUGCUACCUGGGGAGGGAUGCUGAAGCAAAUUGAGCGCGAGUCCGUGGAGAGAAAUGAAGCCGUUGACCCUGGAAUGCUUUAUGGCCUACUGAAUGGCGUCAGAGGUGUCGGUUACGCAAGCGGAGGCAUCGCUGGAAUGGCACUUCUUAAGGCUGGGACUAUCGUGGCUAGUCAGCGUUUCGCGUUCGGGUCCUCUUAUGGUCCUCUGAUUCUCUUUACGGGGCUCUCUUCACUUGUCGGGGAUGGGUUGUUCUAUGGAGGUGGAACCCGAAGAGAUUCUUGUUAUUAG
Penicillium manginii is the source of this 1392-nucleotide messenger RNA. Its product is annotated as monocarboxylate transporter. The record is from RefSeq and is a predicted model, not a curated record. Gene Ontology annotation, cellular component: fungal-type vacuole membrane. The transcript has 2 exons. Lineage: Eukaryota; Fungi; Ascomycota; Eurotiomycetes; Eurotiales; Aspergillaceae. The coding region runs from base 1 to 1392 and encodes 463 amino acids. Gene Ontology annotation, molecular function: transmembrane transporter activity. Gene Ontology annotation, biological process: transmembrane transport.